Alternaria atra is the source of this 2055-nucleotide messenger RNA. RefSeq lists its product as uncharacterized. NCBI's taxonomy places the organism in Eukaryota, Fungi, Ascomycota, Dothideomycetes, Pleosporales, Pleosporaceae. Gene Ontology annotation, molecular function: protein kinase activity; ATP binding. The record is from RefSeq and is a predicted model, not a curated record. The transcript has a single exon. The coding region runs from base 1 to 2055 and encodes 684 amino acids. Gene Ontology annotation, biological process: protein phosphorylation.
AUGUCUAUGUUUCGCAGGCCGGGCGAUUCAUCAUCAUCGAGUUCGGGGACUUCUGACGAAGAAAGUGAAUAUGAAGAAGCAAGCGAAUCAUAUCAAGAUAGCGUCCUAUCGAGAAUUCAAACUCUGGAUUCUGCUGCCUCAGGACAGCAGCCUCUUCAGCCCCACCGACCUCCUCUAGAGGUGCGGCAGAACUCUGCGCAAAACGUUCGAGAUUUGCUGUUACAUUCACUGUUAGAAGAGAGAACUAUCCGACAGGUCGCAGAGCAACUAGGAAAGGAUCCCUCAGACCCAGAAGCUCAGCGGCUGGGAAGAGCCGCCUAUAAGGAAAUCGCUCGUCAAAUCUCCAACAAUGUGGACGACGCUUAUGCGAGCGACGAGAUGCAGGGUCAUCGAGCAACUGCGAACCAAGGAAUCCAUCGAUUGACCCGGAGCAACCUCAGCAAACUUGCUGUGAUCCCCGAAGGAUCUUCACAGGCGCUUGUCACACGUCCAGGGACUGGGGUUCACUCACCUCUACCGCAACAGCCAACUCUUGGCUUUGAUAUCAUGUCUGGUAUCUCAGCUCCGGUAGAACUCCAACUGCGAGGCUAUCCUCAUCUCCAAACGGACCGGUACAUUCGGGAGUUUUCAGAACUUGAGAUUGUAGGAAAGGGCGGGUACGGAAAAGUCUUCAAAGCCAAGCAUAAACUAGAUGGCUCUUUCUAUGCUGUAAAGCGAAUACCAGUGAGCCCUUCCAAGGUCGCAAGAAUACAAGAGCAUGGGCCCGAAGAAUUGGAAAGCAUGCUCGAAGAGGUUCGCUCCCUGGCUCGGUUCGACCACAACAACAUUGUUCGAUAUCACAACGCUUGGCUGGAGUUCACUACGAUACCUACAGAGACUGCGACCGUACCAGAAGUGACGAUGUUACGAGACGAUCGCCUUUUGGAUGACCGGCCUGCAUUUCCGUCGUUUUCGCCAGGCUCUAGUGACCUGCAUUCUAAGCUAGACAGCCUAACGGUCGAUGAUCCCUUCGCAAGGACCGAAAAUAGUAACAGUGCUGGAAUUAUAUUCGAGUUUAGCGAAUCCGAACCGCAAUUGAAUGAGAUUAAGAGCGAGAGCGUCCAUCUAUCCUACAAAGAAACACUAAGGCAGACGAGACGCGCAAAGCGUCGGGGUAGCCAAGCAAGUCAAACCACGAUUGCUACGAUAUCGUCGACAAAGUCCCGAAUGAGUGCAGUCGAGGACGUUGACGAAGAUGAGGAGGAUGAUGUUGAAAACAUACCGAGAUCACACAUGCCAUAUUCGCAAGAGCCACUGUCCGAGAUGUCAGACAGCAUGAUAUCCAACAGCGAUGCGCCCCGCCACUUAAUCCAAAACCAAAGCCUCGGACCAGUCCUUACGUUGAACGUGCAGAUGAGUCUUUGCGAAACCAACCUUGCCGCGUUCCUCUCAUCUGAGCAACACUCUCCUACUACACAGGGGAUUGAACAACAUUGUUUCCAUCCUCGCAUAUCACUGGAGCUGCUAGACAACGUCGUCUCCGGAGUUGAGUACCUGCACGCACAAGGUGUAGUCCAUCGCGAUCUCAAACCAGCCAACGUCUUCUUAUCGCUCUCAAGGGCACGGCAUCCACCAUACGGCUCCGUCGACGUUUCAAGCUGCAAAUCUUGCCCGAAGCGUGAAUGCUUGCAUAUGACGCCGCGAAUCGGAGACUUUGGGCUUGUGGCGGCAUUGAGCGACAGCUGUACCGUAUCGGAUACCUUCAAACCUGUAGGAACAGAGUUCUACCGUCCGCACGCAAGUAGUCGUGUCAACGAGAAACUCGAUAUCUUCGCCCUUGGCGUAGUAGCUUUUGAGAUGGUACAGAAGUUCAGUACACGCAUGGAGCGGAUAGCAGCUCUGGCGGACCUUCGCCGCGGAGUCUUUCCAGAUGGCUUCGCGCAGAGUUUGAGCGAUGUGGGUCUCGACGUACAGCAAUUGAUUAGCAAUAUGGUACAAGGAGAUGAAGAAAAGCGUUCAGGUUGCGAUGAAGUGCGGAGCGAAAUUAGGAAGCUGGUGUAUGUUCUGAAGGCGUGA